Phacochoerus africanus (Common warthog) is the source of this 3769-nucleotide messenger RNA. RefSeq names its product epsin 1 (gene EPN1). The transcript is spliced from 12 exons. Gene Ontology annotation, biological process: endocytosis. Gene Ontology annotation, cellular component: clathrin vesicle coat; plasma membrane; endosome. The coding region runs from base 1548 to 3395 and encodes 615 amino acids. Lineage: Eukaryota; Metazoa; Chordata; Mammalia; Artiodactyla; Suidae. Gene Ontology annotation, molecular function: clathrin binding; phospholipid binding. The record is from RefSeq and is a predicted model, not a curated record.
CUCCUGUUAUCUGUGGGGCGCAGUGCCAAGCACUUUAUGUACCCAUUGUAUUUAAUCAACAAGCCUGCCAGGUAGAAAUCCUUUCCUUGAUUUAAGAGUUGAGCAAACUGAAUCUCCAGAGGGCCAGGAUUUCAUGUUCUUUCCAUUCGCUCCCAUUUUCCUUGUCUCCUUUUUCGCAGUCCCAGCUUACUGCCUCUUUUAUCUUCAGGGCCUCUGUCCUUGCUCUUUGCCUGCCUGCCCCGAUGUCUCCCCAUGUUCCUUUAUCUGUUUUCCUGUGUCUUUUGUCUGCCCAGGUUUCUCCGUGCCUCUUUCUCCACUUUCAUGCCCUGUCCUCUUGGUCUCCUGCUCUGUUGGUCACAUCAGCUCUUGUUGCCAGUGUGUCUGGCUGGGCCUGUCUUAGCAUCCAGGCCGUUGCUUUUCAGCUGUUCACAUCUGUCUCCAAGUGCCUGGCUCUCCUGCAGUCAAGGCAGGGGCCAGCUGCCUCCCCUGGGACUCCGGUUGGGGGAGGUCUCCGUCUUGGGCUAGUGUGUUGGGCGAGUCUGUGGACGGUGUGCCCAGAGCCUGCUGGGAGUGAGGCCCGUGAAGCAGGGUGAGGGGCGGACCACCGUCUGCCUCAUUUCCUCCCCUGUGAGGUGUGGGGCGGAGUUACGUCUCCAGGUGUGAGGCACUGAGAGGUACACCUGGCGCAGGCAAAGGGCUGUGAUGGCCUCACUCGCCCGAUCCCUCCUUUGCCUUCUUCUGUUUGUUUCCCAUCGCCUUCCUCUCAGCACAGGUUAACUUAGACAUGUGUUUGGGAGUCACACCGGCCGGGAGUUGAGUGUGCACUGCCAGGCCUAGCGUGUGACCUUGGCUGGGUCAUUUAACCUCCAGAGCCCCAUCGCCUCCUCUGUUAGAACCCCACCCGCCCGCUGUUUUUAAUGAGAUAAUGCACGUCUUGUGCUCUUGCUCCCUGACUGCCUGGCACCAAGAGGGCGCCUGGCCCGUGGGCUGUGCUGUCCUUAUCUCUCCUGCCCUGAGCCUCCCCACCCGUGGGACCCCUCGUCCCUCUGGCAUUCCCUCCUGUCCGUCUCUGCUCCCCUUGUUGGCCUCCCUCCGCUCUGUGUGUCCUUGUUUCUACAGUGGGUUCUGUCCUCCAGGCCCUGCUCCAGAGGUCUUUCCUGUCCUGCCUCCUUCUCUUCCUUCCUGUGCUGUUUAUUGAAUGGCCCUUCCGGGCCAGCUCCUCUAAUGGGAAAAGCCGUGUCCACAGCCCCACAGGGGCUCUUGGCGUGGCUUCAGCCGCACAAUCAAACAGUAGGAAAAUCAUGAGGAAGGAGUUCCUGCUGUGGUGCAGUGGAGUAAGAACCUGACUGUAGCGGCUUGGGUUCCUGCGGAGGCUUCUCUGGUUACGGAACGCAGCCCCAUUUCCCAGAGGAGAAAACCGAGGUGCAGGAGUUGCUGGGCUGGGAGGUGGUGAGCCCCCUUGGGUCUGCGGUCGGCCCCUGUGUACUCCGCCUGGCUCCGCGGGGCCUCAGGCCGGAAGGAGCCGGGCGCCUUCGAGGAGCUGAGGGAUGCCUGGAGACCUCGGGCGGAGAUGUGGUGACCCGCAGUCACUGCUGUGGCCUCCCCCCCAGCUGCCCCAUCGCUGCUCGCCCGGGGGGCCGCCCCCUUUCGCGCCGCCCGCCACCAUGUCGACCUCAUCGCUGCGGCGCCAGAUGAAGAACAUCGUCCACAACUACUCGGAGGCCGAGAUCAAGGUGCGCGAGGCCACGAGCAACGACCCCUGGGGCCCGUCCAGCUCCCUCAUGUCCGAGAUCGCCGACCUCACCUACAACGUGGUGGCCUUCUCGGAGAUCAUGAGCAUGAUCUGGAAGCGGCUCAACGACCACGGCAAGAACUGGCGGCACGUGUACAAGGCCAUGACGCUGAUGGAGUACCUCAUCAAGACGGGCUCGGAGCGCGUGUCCCAGCAGUGCAAGGAGAACAUGUACGCCGUGCAGACGCUCAAGGACUUCCAGUACGUGGACCGCGACGGCAAGGACCAGGGCGUGAACGUGCGGGAGAAGGCCAAGCAGCUGGUGGCCCUGCUGCGGGACGAGGACCGGCUGCGGGAGGAGCGUGCCCACGCGCUGAAGACCAAGGAGAAGCUGGCGCAGACCGCCACAGCCUCUUCCGCAGCCGUGGGCUCCGGGCCCCCACCCGAGGCAGAGCAAGCCUGGCCGCAGAGCAGCGGGGAGGAGGAGCUGCAGCUCCAGCUGGCCCUGGCCAUGAGCAAGGAGGAGGCCGACCAGCCCCCGUCCUGCGGCCCCGAGGAUGACGUCCAGCUCCAGCUGGCCCUUAGUUUGAGCCGUGAGGAGCACGAUAAGGAGGAGCGGAUCCGCCGUGGGGAUGACCUGAGGCUGCAGAUGGCCAUCGAGGAGAGCAGGAGGGAGACAGCAGGCCAGGAGGAGUCGUCCCUCAUGGAUCUUGCUGACGUCUUCACGGCCCCAGCGCCUCCUCCGGCCACAGACCCCUGGGGGGGGCCGGUGCCCACGGCUGCAGCCAUCCCCACGGCUGCCCCUGUCUCGGACCCUUGGGGGGGACCCCCUGUCCCUCCGGCUGCUGAUCCCUGGGGUGGCCCGGCCACUACACCAGCCUCUGGGGACCCCUGGAGGCCUGCUGCCCCUGCGGGGCCCCCGGUGGAUCCUUGGGGUGGGACCCAGGCCCCUGCGGCUGGAGAGGGGCCUACCCCUGACCCGUGGGGGAGCUCAGAGGGUGGGGCCCCGGUCGGCGGACCCCCGGCCUCCGAUCCCUGGGCCCCGGCCCCGGCCUUCUCAGACCCCUGGGGGGGGUCACCUGCCAAGCCCAGCACCAAUGGCACCACAGUGGUCGGGGGCUUUGACGCAGAGCCGGACGAGUUCUCCGACUUCGACCGACUGCGCACGGCCCUGCCGACCUCCGGGAGCAGCACGGGGGAGCUGGAGCUACUUGCUGGAGAGGUACCUGCCCGCAGUCCUGGUGCCUUCGACAUGAGCGGGGUCGGGGGCUCUCUGGCGGAGGCCGUGGGGAGCCCGCCGCCCACAGCCACCCCAACCCCCACGCUGCCCACGCGGAAGACACCAGAGUCAUUCCUGGGGCCCAAUGCAGCCCUGGUCGACCUGGACUCGCUGGUCAGCCGGCCGGGCCCUACGCCGCCGGGCGCCAAGGCCUCCAACCCCUUCCUGCCGAGCGGAGCCCCAGCCACCGGCCCCUCCAUCACCAACCCCUUCCAGCCCGCGCCCCCCGCCACGCUCACCCUGAACCAGCUCCGGCUCAGCCCAGUUCCCCCGGUCCCUGGAGCACCGCCAACGUACAUCUCCCCCCUCGGCGGGGGCCCUGGCCUGCCACCCAUGAUGCCCCCGGGCCCCCCGGCCCCCAACACUAACCCCUUCCUCCUAUAAUCCAGGGGGGAGACCAGUGUUGUGAGUGCAUGUGAAGGGGGACCCCUGCCCCCACCCCAGCAACCCUCCCCUCGGGGCCCGCUCACACUACACCCUCUUCCCGCGUCCCCCGCUCCCCAUCCCUGGAGAGAAACUGGACGUGGGGGAUGGGGAGGGUGCUGGCCGGAGGAGGACCCUUCGCAUGGCAUUAGAAGGGAGAGGGACAGCUGGGGGUCCCCCACCCACGCCCCUCCCUCCACCUCCUGGCUGGCCCCUCAAUCAGUGUUUGAGCCUCCUUGUCCCCUUAUGCACCCCUUGGUGAAUCCUUGGUGAUGAUUUUGGCAACUUCGGGAAUAAAUGGCAAUUGUCAUGGGCAUGGCGCCCCCACGUUCCCA